GCACUUCGCUCGUGCUCGUCAUCUCACGCGAGCCAGCCAGCACGCGUGCCAGAUCCGAGGCGGAGGGGACAGCUCCCAGGUGCUGAAACCGGUGCGCGCUGCAAACUGAGACACGGAGGUGGGAACAUCAACUGCAUUUUACAUCUACAUAAUAAAAAACCGAGUUCUGCAAAACAGAGGCAGAAACAGACCAGAGCCGAGGCCUUCAAAUCAGAUGGCUGCCACUCAGGAUGCGAAGGGGAAGGGAGAGGGAGGGGACCAAAACUUUGACUACAUGUUCAAGCUGCUGAUCAUCGGCAACAGCAGCGUGGGCAAAACGUCUUUCCUGUUCCGCUACGCCGAUGAUGCUUUUACCUCGGCUUUCGUCAGCACGGUGGGCAUCGACUUCAAAGUAAAGACCGUGUACAAGAAUGACAAGAGGAUCAAACUGCAGAUCUGGGACACAGCAGGCCAGGAGCGCUACAGGACCAUCACCACCGCCUACUACCGCGGGGCCAUGGGCUUUAUUCUCAUGUACGACAUCACCAAUGAAGAGUCGUUCGGUGCCGUGCAGGACUGGUGA
Messenger RNA from Paralichthys olivaceus (Japanese flounder), 562 nucleotides. The record is from RefSeq and is a predicted model, not a curated record. NCBI's taxonomy places the organism in Eukaryota, Metazoa, Chordata, Actinopteri, Pleuronectiformes, Paralichthyidae.